Mugil cephalus (flathead mullet) is the source of this 1597-nucleotide messenger RNA. Its product is annotated as interleukin-10 receptor subunit beta-like. The transcript is spliced from 7 exons. Gene Ontology annotation, molecular function: protein binding. The record is from RefSeq and is a predicted model, not a curated record. The coding region runs from base 121 to 1146 and encodes 341 amino acids. Lineage: Eukaryota; Metazoa; Chordata; Actinopteri; Mugiliformes; Mugilidae.
CUCUAGUUUGAGAAUACUACCAGGAAAUACACAAGUGAAACCUCUGACUGUAACUCAUACAUACAGACCGUUCAGCUGGUGGAGAUUCUUCUAAACACACCGGGGAGCCUCUCGGAUAACAUGGCAGCUUCUAUUUGUGCCUUUAUCCUGACGCUGUCCGCGCUGUGCGUCUCCAGAGUCGUAUCGGGAGUCCUGAGCCCACCCAUCAACGUCCGCUUGACCUCUGAUGACAUGGAUCUGGUGCUGCGAUGGGAUCCACCUGAGGGGGCACCGAGCGGACUGGUCUACACGACUGCUUACCAAAGUUCGUUCCCGAGCAGCAAGACCGGCUGUGUGAAGAUCUCAGCCCUCGAAUGUGACUUCACCCAGUUCAACAUCAGUGUGUACGGAAGUUAUUUUGGCAAAGUGCAGGCACAGCUCGGGUCGGAGGAGUCCUCCUGGGUGGAAAGUAACACUAUCACCAUGGACAAAGAAACUUCCAUCAGCCCCCCCAACGUGCAUGUGUUCUCCAGCGGGGCGUCUCUGGAACUCAACAUCGAAGAUCCGGCGUUCAGGAUCUCAUCCCUGAAAAACGUGUACGGCAUAGCUACUUACAACAUCACCUACUGGAAGGACGGCUUCAAAGAGCAGGCCAAAAGCUUUAGCGUCCCCCAUCAGAACCGGGUAUUUCUGAGUGAGGUGGAUCCCUGGAGCAAGUACUGUGUUCAAGUCCAAAUAAACACUGGCAGAAGCGUUAAGCCCAGCAAGCCCAGCAGAGUUAUCUGUGAAAGCACCACAGCAGAAGAAGCUCCCUGGGAGAAGGUCGUGGUGGCAGUUGUCGUCAUGGUAGUGGUCGUGGCUCUGGUGGUGGUGGUGGUGGUGUACUGGAAACAUAUCUCCCAGUUUAUCAAUCCAAAAGAUUUACGAGAUGUGAAGUUCAAAGAGUCUCUGCUGGCACCUCUAAACUCCUCCAUAUACAUGGCCAUGCGGAAUGCACCGCCCCUUGAGGAGGUCUACCACCCGGUCAGAGUGGAAGGCAGCAGGACUGUGAAGGAAGGAGGUUCUCUGGAGGCAGCUGGGAGAAGCUCCAACAAACCGCCCGAUGUUACAGUGUGUGUGGGAGAGAAGGAGAAGGAGGAGACUGAAAAGCACGAAAUAAUGAAAUAAUGAACAGCCGACUGGCAAGUUGCAGUGAGGUGGGAGUGUUACAGACUGACAACACAGACGGUUUUGAAGACUCUGAAGAAGAAACACAAACUGUCACGGCUGAUCCGCAACAUUUCUGCAAUGGUUCCCACGUUCCUCUUCGAAGUUAGCAUUGCUGCUACUCGUAGUACUUCAUGGCCCACUGAAGUACAUAAGCUGCCAUGAUGCUAUGAGAUGUGCAUACACUUUUCUAUACAUUUUCAAUGCAUGAUGUUGUAAUGUGGUAAGAAUGGAUGUGAAAGUGCAUAAACCACAAUGGAAGGAGUGUAUUGUGUGAAGCGUGUGUAAAUGUUUUAAUAAUAUUAAUAGACAGUUCACGGAAGGUGGAACUGAAAGUGUCUAUCAGUGUCUAGUUUACACAUUAAUGGUUUACAAAGUUCAACUUAAAUAAAGUUGGUGUGUCCCUGUUGAA